This is a messenger RNA of Prosopis cineraria, 1411 nucleotides long. RefSeq names its product protein DETOXIFICATION 16-like. The record is from RefSeq and is a predicted model, not a curated record. The transcript is spliced from 7 exons. Gene Ontology annotation, molecular function: antiporter activity; xenobiotic transmembrane transporter activity. Lineage: Eukaryota; Viridiplantae; Streptophyta; Magnoliopsida; Fabales; Fabaceae. Gene Ontology annotation, cellular component: membrane. Bases 562 to 1116 code for a protein of 184 amino acids. Gene Ontology annotation, biological process: transmembrane transport.
GAGCAGCACCACAUGUUGGGGAUACACAUGCAGACAGCCAUGCUAGUUCUUAUGAUUGUUAGCAUUCCCCGGGCCAUGGUUUGGGCAAACACGAGAUCUAUUCUAGUUGCCUUUAGCCAAGAUCCUAAUAUAUCUAUAGAAGCAGGACAGUAUGCUUAGUUCAUGAUUCCAUGCCUUUUUGGUAACGGUCUUCUGCAAUGCUUUAACGGAUUUUUACGAAGCCAAAAUAUUGUAUUUCCAUUGUUCUUCAGUUCUGGAGUUACUAAUUUACUGCAUAUUCCUGUAUGUCACAUUAUGGUACUCAAAUCUGGACUAGGAUAUAAAGGAGCUGCCUUGGCGAAUGCUAUAUCUUAUUGGGUUAAUGUUUUGAUGUUGUCACUGUAUGUGAAGUUUUCUCCAUCAUUUGCUAAAACUUGGUUGGGUUUUUCAAAAGAGGCUCUGCAUAGCACUCACUUUUCUGAGACUAGCCAUUCCUUCAGCUGUUAUGGUUUGUAUGAAAUUUUAAUGUUCUAUUGGACAUUAUCAUGGCUGAUGAGCAGCUAGGAAACAUGGUCAUUCGAAAUGAUGGUUCUCUUGUCUGGCCUACUUCCAAAUCCAAAGUUGGAAAUAUCAGUGCUCUAUAUCUGCCUUAACACGGCAUCAAUUGUAUGGAUGAUUCCUUUUGGACUCAGUGGAGCUGUAAGCACUCGGAUCUCAAAUGAACUAGGAGCUGGUCAUCCACGUACUGCCCGAUUAGCAGUGUGUGUUGUGCCAGUAAUGGCCAUUAUUGAGGGCAUCUUAAUCGGAACGGUGCUAAUACUAAUACGCAAUAUUUGGGGACACGCUUACAGCAAGGAAGUAGAAGUAGUCAAAUAUGUAGCAACCAUGUUGCCAAUUCUUGCUUUAUCCAACUUCCUGGAUGGACUUCAAUGCGUUCUUUCAGGCACGGCAAAGAGGAUGUGGUUUGCAGAAACUUGGAGCUUUUGUCAAUCUUGGGUCAUAAUAUCUGGUUGGGAUUCCAUCGGCUGUCAUACUUGCUUUUGUCUUGCACAUUGGUGGCAAGGGACUUUGGUUGGGGAUCAUAUGUGCACUCUUCGUUCAAUUGUUAUCCUUGUUCAUAAUCACUGUUCGUACUGAUUGGGACAAUGAGGCAAUGAAAGCUAAAGAUAGAGUGGGUGAUUCAACGACCACAGAGGGCAUAGUCUCAUGAAGUUGUCAAGUCUUUACGUUAGUUGACACCUUAUGAAGGCAAAACCUUACACCAUUCUUUUGGCGUAAACAUGUCACAGUGGACAACAUUUGUAUCGAUGAUGCUGCUCGCUUUAGCUUCAACAUGGUGUAACUGAAGAGACUAGUUCAGUCUGUAAUGGCUAGAAAAGUCCUUCUAGUUCAAUGUAAUGCAGAGAAUAAAAGAAAGAUUUCCAAUCCUUAC